UACGCGCUACCGGACGAGCGAGGAGAUCCGCGGUUGGGGACAGCCGGGCGCGCGGACUGUCAUGGCGGCGGCCGAAACUGGGAUAGAGGGUGCCGGCGGCGGCGUGUCUGCCGGCCCGAGGCCCGACGCUGGGUCUCAGCGGGCAGAGCUCCUGCCGCUUCUAGGAACGGCUCUGAGGCCGGGGGAGUCCUGGUUCCUGAUUGACAGCUGGUGGUUCAAGCAGUGGAAGAAAUAUGUGGGCUUUGACAGUUGGGACCUGUACAACGCUGGAGAGCCGAAUCUCUUUCCGGGACCGAUUGAUAACUCUGGGCUUUUUGCAGAUUCAGAAACUCAAACCUUGAAAGAACACCUAAUUGAUGAAUUGGAUUAUGUGUUGGUCCCUACUGAAGCCUGGAAUAAAUUAGUAAACUGGUAUGGCUGUAUAGAAGGACAACAGCCAAUUGUCAGAAAAGUGGUGGAGUAUGGUCUGUUUGUGAAGCACUGCAAAGUAGAGGUUUACCUUCUGGAGUUGAAACUGUGUCAGAACAGUGACCCUGCUAAUCUUGUGAGCUCUUAUUUCAGUAAAGCAGAUACUGUAGCUACCAUUGAAAAAGAAAUGAGAAAACAGUUUAAUAUCCCAGCUGACAAGGAGAUUAGGCUAUGGAGCAGAUACAUGAGUAAUACGUAUGAACAGCUAAGCAAACUUGACAGCACUAUACAAGACGCGGGAUUCUAUCAGGGACAGGUGGUAUUAAUAGAAGUGAAGAAUGAAGAUGGAACAUGGCCCAGGCAGUCUUCUUUGGCAAAAUCUAGCACUGCGACUAGAAGUCUAACUACCUCUUCAAAAUCACCAGCCAGCUCUUGCUCCUCAGUAGUUGCCUCUUCAUCCAUCACAAAUGGUGAUAGCAAUAACUCUUAUGGGAUGAACUGUUCCAGCCUUGGCAAAGGAGGCUCUAGCUUUUCUUGCAACUCCUUCAGCAACAGGGAAAGUCCUCCUCAGACACAGCCUGGUCUCUGUGGGCUCAGUAACCUGGGAAAUACAUGUUUCAUGAACUCUGCAUUACAGUGUUUGAGUAACACCCCUCCACUGACCGAUUAUUUCCUGGAAGAUAAAUAUGAGGCUGAAAUAAAUCAGGACAAUCCUCUCGGAAUGAGGGGAGAAAUUGCAGAAGCCUACGCAGAGCUCAUCAAACAGAUGUGGUCGGGGAGGUACUCUCAUGUGGCUCCCCGCAUGUUCAAAACCCAAGUUGGCCGAUUUGCCCCUCAGUUUUCAGGAUAUCAGCAACAAGAUUCCCAGGAGCUUCUGGCCUUUCUUCUAGAUGGUUUACAUGAAGAUCUAAACAGAGUAAAGAAGAAACCUUAUUUGGAGUUGAAAGAUGCUAAUGGCCGGCCUGAUUCGGUAGUGGCAAAAGAAGCAUGGGAGAACCAUCAACUCCGUAAUGACUCAAUUAUCGUUGAUAUUUUUCAUGGUCUUUUCAAAUCCACGUUGGUUUGCCCAAAAUGUUCUAAAGUUUCUGUGACUUUUGAUCCCUUUUGCUAUUUAACCCUUCCAUUGCCCUUGAAGAAAGAUCGGCCCAUGGAUGUGUUCUUGGUUUUUGCAGAUCCUCAGCGCAGACCUACUCAAUACCGGGUAGUUGUGCCAAUGAUGGGGGCUGUAUCUGAUUUGUGUGAUGCACUCUCAAAACUUUCCAGCAUCCCUGCAGACAAUAUGAUGGUGACAGAUGUUUAUAACCACAGAUUCCACAAAAUUUUUGAGAUGGAUGAGGGCUUAAGUCAUAUUAUGCCAAAAGACAACAUCUUCGUGUAUGAAGUUUGCAGACCAAUGGAAGACAGUUCAGAAUGUGUCACUCUUUCAGUUUACUUCAGAGAGAAGAAAGCAAGGCAGUCUAACACGGCUCCAGGAACUGUUUUGUAUGGCCAGCCUCUACUCCUGUCGACAUCAAAGCACAAGCUCACCCUAGAUUACUUGUACAAUAUUAUUUUGGAACGGAUUAGCCGUUAUGUUAAGGUUCCUUUGGUGGAAGAAUUUUCUGAUGCAUCUACAAACCAUGGAUCUUGUAAUGGCGCCAGUGGUGUUUCUGAAGGGGAAAUUGAAGAGAUGGAACAUCAGAAUGAAGAGGAAGAAAACAAGGAGAAAGUGUUGGAAACAGAUGCCUGCCAAUCAGAAGACUGCAUCCAGGAUGAGUUGGGAAAGGAAGACCUGCAGCACAGGAAGUAUCUCUUCAGCUUCAGCCUUGUGAAUUCAUAUGGGACAUCAGAAAUCAAUUCCCUUACCACUGAUGGAAAGGUCCUCAAGUUGAGUUCCCAUGCGACUCUUGCUAUUGACUGGGAUCCUGGCACUCGCAAGUUGCUUUUUGAUGAACAAGAAGCUCAGGCAUUUGAAAAACACAACAGUAUGUUCCAGCCACAGAAGAAGAAAGCUACUGUAGCUCUUAGAGACUGCAUUGAACUCUUCACUACAAUGGAAACACUUGGUGAACAUGAUCCCUGGUAUUGUCCUAAUUGCAAAAAGCAUCAGCAAGCCACCAAAAAGUUUGACCUUUGGUCACUUCCACGUAUUCUGGUGGUACAUUUGAAACGUUUCUCAUACAACAGAUACUGGAGAGAUAAACUUGACACUGUGGUUGAAUUCCCCAUCAGGGAUUUGAACAUGUCUGAGUUCGUUUGUGACCCAGCAGCAAGCCCAUACACAUAUGACCUCAUUGCUGUUUCCAAUCACUAUGGAGGCAUGGGUGUGGGACAUUAUACUGCCUAUGCAAAAAAUAAAAUAAAUGACAAAUGGUACUACUUUGAUGACAGCAGUGUGUCUCCAGCCUCUGAAGAACAAAUAGUAACAAAAGCAGCGUAUGUACUAUUCUACCAGCGCAGAGAUGGCAAAGCCAAGAGAGAUCCAUCUCCAUGCACGAGUGUUGAGCCGACAUCUGAAGAGUGUGAUGGCAUGGACACCAACUGAGCCUACCUGGCAGUGUUUCAAGCAACCAGAUUGUUAAUUUGAAAAUGCAUUGGAAGCAUCUGAGAACUGCUCCAUGUGUACAACACAAAAUGGAAAGUCCAGUGCAGGGAUAUGCAGUGAGCAGUGACAAUAGCACAGGGAAAGCAGUAAAGUGACAACACUGAGUUGCAUUAUAAUUUAAAAGCUCUUGAAACAAAUUUUACCUUUGCCCUUCAAUAAAGUAUUGCUGAAAGCAGAAACUUUGUGGAGCCAGACAUUACAUAGUGUGACUGAAGCAGUGCAUGUACCACAUGGCCAGAAGAAAUUCAAAACCUUGGCUGUAAAUAGGCUUCAGCUGAGAAGCCAUGUGCAUUGUGAAAGAUGCAUGGUAUCAGGAGCUCUGCAGAAGUGCCGGCUGACAUUUUAGGCCAACUUCUUAACGCAUCUGGGAUACUAGAGUGCUGCUAAAAUAGUUUUUAAAUUAAAUAUAACCACAACAGUAUUCACCUGUUCUCACCAAUCCAGUGGGUGUCUUAAGCUUCUUGAGCAAUCUCACCAAAUCUUCUUUGGUCAUGUUCCAGUAGUAAUUUGCAAACAGCAAUGGGAAGGUUUAUUCUUUUUCUUUCUCCUUGGGACCCACCAGGGAAUUGAAACAGUUUAUCCAGGAAUUUUAGAGGAAUGGUCAUCAACUCUUCAUGCAGGUUUUUUUUUUUAGCAGAACCACUAAAAGUUUAGGACUUUUUCUGUCAUAAAGUCUAUGCCAGAGUAGAUGUUCAGCGGUUUGUCUCCCUUUCAAAUUUACAGAGACAUGGGAGUAUCCCUGCUGCCCCUCUCCAUUCCAUUAAGAUAAGUUUCCUUGUAUAGAGAUUGCAGGAAUUGUUCCUGAUCUCUUCAUUGCCAUUUGCCUCUGCCUCUCUAAACCCCCGUGCAGUUGGGUAGACACUGUAAUUAUACUUCUCCAAAUAGCUUAAGACAUAAGAGCUUCGAAGGGGGGUGAAGCUUUGUAGUUAUUCUACAGAAGCACUCAAACCGCUACGGUUCACCUGCCCUUUGUAGCCAAUCUCAGCAUCUAUGCAACAAUGGUGUUCCACUAUGUUCUCCACACUUUCCCAGCAUUUGAUUGUCCUUCAUCAGACUGGGAAAUACCCUGUGUCCCAAUUGGUUUUAUGCUGAUCUCGCUCUACCACCCAAAUCAAAUUGUACCAAUAAAAUAGCCAGGCCACUUGCCAUUUUAGCAAAACUGAUGAUAAGUAUCCGAGUGCCCACCCACUGUAGUUUUCUAGCAGAGUCCUCCUUGCUAUCUGCUACAUUCUGCUUAUUGACACCCCCCCCUUUUUUUUUUUUUUUUGAAUAUGAUACAGGACUGCAGAAUGAUCCUUAUAAAGCACUGAGAUUUGGGUUGUUUGGUUCAGUUACUGAUGCUUCUGGGUUUUUAUGUUUUAAGGUUUUACCUUGACUGGAUAUUUUUUCCCUUGCACUCUAGGGAUGGGGUUGGGUGGGUUUGAAAUUAUUUAAUGGCUAAGUUGAAUUACAGCACUGCACUGUGUUUUCCCUGUUGGUUUUUCCCCCUGUUUUUCUGGGGUUCUGUAAUCUUUUGGAAUGUAAUUUUUGGAGAAAUAAGGAAACAUAUUUAAAAGUAAAGAGCAAUUUAAUGUAAACUGUAUAUCCCUUCCCCAUACUGAAGCAGGAACCUAUUUUGUGUUCUUAGUAUGGUCGGGGUUGAGCACAUUUGUGGGUGAUCUUGGGCUUCUGAGAAUCUUCUAAAUGCUGUAAAGAUGGUGUUAGGAACUAGGCUUUGACUCUGACCGGGCGGGAUCCUAGCUGGUGUGUACAUUCUGUAUAGUGUCAAAACCUGUUUUUAGACUAGCACUUUGUAAGUGGCUGGCUUUACUGUAUAAAGGAAAAAUAAAAAGGAGUGGAUUUCACAGA
Sphaerodactylus townsendi is the source of this 4840-nucleotide messenger RNA. RefSeq names its product ubiquitin specific peptidase 4 (gene USP4). The coding region runs from base 62 to 2932 and encodes 956 amino acids. The transcript has 22 exons. Gene Ontology annotation, molecular function: cysteine-type deubiquitinase activity. The record is from RefSeq and is a predicted model, not a curated record. Lineage: Eukaryota; Metazoa; Chordata; Lepidosauria; Squamata; Sphaerodactylidae. Gene Ontology annotation, biological process: protein deubiquitination.